AUGAAAAUCCCAGGUAUUACGACAAAGCGAAUGACAAGCAUAUUUUCAAAACAGUCUAAAUUACAACAUCGUGCUGAUGCCUUUUCGUUGAAAAUGAUGGUCAAUGAGACGAACACGGUUAAUCGAGUGGGGAUCAUUACAGGUAAGAAGCAGAUUGGUAAAUCUGCCGUGAUCCGAAACAGAGCGGAUCGUCGUCUCAAGGCAGCGAUUCAAACCGUUUAUCCUCGACUCAAAGUCAAAGAGGAAGGAUAUGAUUAUUUGGUGUUUUCUCAACCACCUGUCAUCACUAUGCCUUGGUCUACACUGGUAGAGCAAGUUCAGACAUCGUUUUUUGGCCUCCAAAACAAGGUGUUGCGUAAGAAAUCACCAGAUCAUUAA
Mucor mucedo is the source of this 378-nucleotide messenger RNA. RefSeq lists its product as uncharacterized. Lineage: Eukaryota; Fungi; Mucoromycota; Mucoromycetes; Mucorales; Mucoraceae. Gene Ontology annotation, biological process: tRNA processing. The transcript is spliced from 2 exons. The record is from RefSeq and is a predicted model, not a curated record. Gene Ontology annotation, molecular function: tRNA binding; ribonuclease P activity. The coding region runs from base 1 to 378 and encodes 125 amino acids.